AUGGCUAAAGAUAAUUUAACUAAUUUACUUUCUCAAUUGAACAUUCAAUUGUCUCAAGACGAGCAUUCGCAGGUCGAACAUACUUGCGUUAAACUAUUGGAUUCUGGCUGUGAGAACCCAGCAGAUGUAUUUAGACGUUGCUUAGUAGCUAUUAUCCAACAGGAUAAAUAUCAAAAAGCUUUACAUUAUUUAAAGAAAUUUAAACAUAUUGAUGAGAGAUACGGUCGCAAAUUUGCGUUAGAGAAAUUGUACAUUUUUUAUAAAUUGAAUAAACCAGAUGAAUUCAACACAUUGUACAAUGAAGUUAUCACAGAUGAUCUCGAUACUGUACUGCAAAAAGACAUUGGUUCACUUAGAGGCAUCCUACACGUGAGAGCUCAAUACUGUUAUAAGAAUGGCUUGUACCAAGAAGCUUUUAAAAUAUACCAACAUUUAGCCAGUCAUAAUGAAACGGAUCAAGAUAACCAAAUCGAAUUGGCUUGUAACGAAAGGGUCCCACUAUCUGUAGCAACAGAUUUAAUGAGCAGAUCACCAUUAGUUACACCUAUAGACGAAUCUUCCUACGACUUAUUGUUUAACGAAUCAUUUAUCAUGGCAUCCAUAGGUAAAUAUGAUGAGGCCAUUGAACUAUUGGAAAAAGCCCUGCAAGAAGCCACGAAUGAAGGUUACCAAAAUGAUAUCAAUACUAUUAAAUUGCAAUUAUCCUUUGUUUUGCAAAUGGUGGGGAAAACUACCAAAAGUAAAGAAAUCUUAAAGAGCUUAUUAAAAGAAUUGAAAGCUGAUUCCCCAUUUUAUUUAAUUUGUCAAAAUAAUUUAAAUGCGUUUGUUGAUUUCUCCAAAUAUAAUACAAACUUCAAUCUACUAUUAAGGGAAUUAAACGUAGAAAGACUAAACUCUUUCAAUUUACAGACCUUCACAUGUGAACAAUGGUCAAACAUUCAACGUAAUGUGCUAUUUUUGCGUUUGUUCAACAAUGCCAAAAUCCACUCUCAAAAUUCUAUUUUAUCAAGAACAUUUGAUAAAUACUCCAAGUUAGUGGAUAAUGUUACUUUGGAAAGUUAUAAGACGCAGGCAAAGAAACUUUACCACCACACUACAAAGACUAUCUUAAGUGGAACAGAUGGCAGUGCAAUCGGCAUAUUACUGCUGACUAUCCAACUGCUAAUAAUAGAAAAGGAGUGGGAAAAUGCUAUCAGAAUAAGCGAGUUAUUUUUAAAUGAAAGUUGGAAAUCCUCCUUUGAAAAAUUCAACGAUUCACAAGCCAUCGUAUGUUACGUUUUAUUUGAAUUAUACAAGAUUAAGGGAAGAAACAAUUCAAAAAGUGUUCUACUUAAAAAAUUAGACUCCGUGAGAGCCCAAUUGGGCGGAAAAAUCCAAGAGGACAUACCAUUUUGGAAGCACGUUGGGUUUGAAUUAUUAUCCAUGGGCAAUGCCAAAGAAUCGAAGGCUUUACUCAGGGAGGUCUCAAGCUUUAGUAAAGGUAACGAAGAUGAACUCGUCGACAGAGUUGUUUUAUCUCAUUCGUUAGAUAUAGCACAAGGUAUAGAUUUGGUGAGAGAUAUUGACGUUGAUGAAUUAAUUCGACUUGGUGUGAAACCCUUAGAAUCUUCAGCAAAGAAAAAUAAAAAUGCCACAGUGAGCAAAGUUCAAAAGAAAAAAGUUUUAGAACUGAAGAAAAAAAGAAAGAUUAAACGCAUCGAGAAAUUUUUACAAGGUCGUGACGCUUCCAAAUUACCUGAUCCUGAAAGGUGGCUACCAUUAAGAGACAGAUCUACUUAUAGACCAAAGAAAAAACAACAACAGGGUGCAAAGCAAACUCAAGGUGGCGCUAUGAACAAAAAAUCAGAACAAGCCCUUGAUAUAUCAAAGAAGGGGAAGCCCGCCGCUAAUAAAAAGAGUAAGAGCAAAAAGAAAGGCCGUAAAUAG
Molecule: messenger RNA, 1926 nt
Organism: Saccharomyces paradoxus
Lineage: Eukaryota; Fungi; Ascomycota; Saccharomycetes; Saccharomycetales; Saccharomycetaceae
Gene: SRP72
Product: signal recognition particle subunit SRP72
Exons: 1
Coding region: 1-1926 (641 amino acids)
Biological process (GO): SRP-dependent cotranslational protein targeting to membrane
Cellular component (GO): signal recognition particle, endoplasmic reticulum targeting
Molecular function (GO): protein binding; ribosome binding; 7S RNA binding
Source: RefSeq, a predicted model, not a curated record